AUGGAUUUCUAUGGUGACUUAGAUAUUGAGAUAAAGCAAGGCAGUGUCCAAACUUUGUCAGUGAGCUUUUGGAACAAGGUUGCAUGUGAGUAUAGCGACAUUGAUCCUGAUUCCACAUUGCUUGUUGUAAUUGAUAUGUAUUGGGAUAUCAGAAGGCUUCCUAUGAUAGUUUCAGUCAUUAACCAGCCAAGUCCUCUUAGCAGUUUAUGUACUGAAGUUGCUACUAUUGAUAUGAAAUCAAGUCAGUUGUUGAUAUGUAGUACUGAAAUUGAUGUGACUAAUGUGACUAAUGGUCCUGAUUCUCAAACCAAUGAUCCUUGGGGUGAAAAUGAUGAAAUAGAGUAUGUUGGUGUAGAUGAUGAACCUGUUGAACCCGUUGAACUUACUUCUAACAUUGGGUUUGAUUACAUUCCUGACACAGAUGAAGAAGAUAAUGAUGACUGUGCUAUUGAUGAUGAGGAAGGUUGUGAUGUGGUUGAGCAUAUAACUAACUUAGAAAACCCCGAGAUUGUUGUUGGUGUGACAUUUGAAGAUAGAGACACUUUCAUUAGAGCUAUUAGACAGUAUGCUAUUCUGAAUGAGGUUGAAAUUGUAGCUCGUUAUAAUGAAGGAAAGAGGUAUAGAGCACAUUGUAAAGGCAAGAAGUGCAAGUGGAGAAUACAUGCAUCACAAUUGCAAGAUGAAAGGACAUGGCAUAUUAAGAAGAUGCCUAACAAGCACUAUUGCAAGAGCACAAGUAAAGUAGAGAACAAUUGCAUGGCUAAUCAAUUUUGGGUUAGGGAUAGAGUUAUCCAAUGGUUGAGGCAAGAUCCCACAACUGGACCUUCUGCUUUGAAGAAUAAGUUGGAGGAGAAGUACUUGAUCAAGUUGUCAUAUUGGAUUGUCUACAAUGGCAGGGGGUUAGCACAUGAUGAGAUCUUGGGCAAAUGGGAGGAUAGUUUUGACUAUGCUUUUGCAUUCAAGGCAGAGAUAGAGAGAAAGGCCCCUGGCAGCAUAGUAGAGAUAGAUUAUGAAAAGGUUGGGUCCAAAAUGAGGUUUAGCAGGAUGUUUGUCGCUUUGAGGCCAUGUAUUGAUGGAUUCAAAAAUGGGUGCAGACCAUAUUUGGGCAUUGACUCUACUGCUCUUACUGGAAGGUGGAAGGGGCAGCUAGCUGCAGCUAUAGGCAUUGAUGGGCACAAAUGGAUGUUCCCCGUGGCAUAUGGUGUAUUUGGGUUAGAGACACAAGAUAAUUGGGGCUAG
This is a messenger RNA of Panicum virgatum (switchgrass), 1239 nucleotides long. RefSeq lists its product as uncharacterized. The record is from RefSeq and is a predicted model, not a curated record. NCBI's taxonomy places the organism in Eukaryota, Viridiplantae, Streptophyta, Magnoliopsida, Poales, Poaceae. Bases 1 to 1239 code for a protein of 412 amino acids. The transcript has a single exon.